AUGAGCGACACAGCACCUGACCCACCCCCACCAGAGCAAGCAGAGCAAGGCUCACCACGUGGCACCAUGGAUCCUCCAGCGACACCAGGUCCAGAUCCGGGCCUUCACGCUAAGGUUCCAACUGCAACAACACCCGCACCGGCGCCUUCACCCGCACCGUCCACACCAGGCCGACGCAACCGGCCGCUCCUCCCCAACACCCCACGUUCAUCCAGCAGCCCGUUUCCCACACGCGCGCCCCGCACGCCAGGAGCAUCAUCGGCAAUCCAGCCCUGCACUGUCGACGAGACGCUGUUUAGUAGGGUGACUGUCCACACGGCCAAGUGCACAGAGUGCGAUCAGCGUAACAUGGAUACUAUGCGCCGCUGCCCUGGCUGUACGUUCCAGGUCUGUCAGCCGUGCUACGAGAAGCGGGUUAAGAAUAACAAAGGCCUUCUUCAUGGUAAUAUGGCGACGCCGGGUGCGGCUGGGGUUGGCGCCGGUACUACUCCUGCGGGUAGGACGGUGAGGCGUAGGCCGGUGGCGAGCAGCACGCCCGUUCGUGAGAGCGAAGAGAAGAAGGAGGAUGAAGUCAAAGAAGAGGAGGCAGAGGUUGAGUCCGCGCGGAAGGAGACUACUGCGUCUGCACAGAAGUCGUCCGCGAAGAAGCGCUCGAUCAGGAAGAAACCAGUUGUUCUCGACAGUGAGGUCGACGAGUUAUCUUCCGAAGACGACUUCGAGCCAGACGAUCACUCACCUACACCGAGCAAGAAGCGCAAAACUGAACUCACCUUCGCCGAGAGCGCCCUUGCUACCGCUACCCGGACACCGCCUGCCACACGCGCGACUCGACGAUCAACCACCGCUCCAACCUAUCAAGAUCCGCCAUCCCCGCACUCGGACCCGGUCGACGGCAGUGUGCGCAGCGGCGGUAGGUCAAACGGCUACCUAGGCGGCGACUACAAAGGCGAUCCAGACCUCUAUGAUGCUGCCAUCGGAUCCUACGACGAGCCGCUGUUGAGUCGUCAAAACCCUGUCCUGUCGAACCCUGCGUCGAGGAUCCCCGAAAUCAUCAAGCGAGGUGGUCUACCGAGGCCACAGGGUGAGACGUACAAGUACAUCCAAAAGCAUCUCCGCGAGAAGAUGGGAUUAGAGCAGACAGGCGAGACGACAGGAGAAGAGACCGUGGCCUCCUUGGCUGAGCAGAGCGUAAGUAACGAAUAUAGAGCUGUGAUCGACGACGAUAAAGCUGACACGACGAAGAACGAGGCUGACCAGGCUGCUAACGAAUGCACCGUUGGCGCUUUCGUAGAGCAGAUGGCAACUAAGUACCUGAACGCCGAGACCAUGGACGGAGACGACAACAAGGCCCUCUUCAACGCCAUGGAGAGCGCCGCUUUGGUCUGGGGCAAGAAGACGUUCAAGAAGCUGGACCCGGAGAAGCAGCGCAUGGUCCAGCCGGGCUUGAAGUUGCGUCUUGACUUCAUCGACGAGAAGUUCCGGGAGGAGUUGGCCAAGUUGAUGGAUGAGCGCGCUGGUAGUAUGCUUGCGGAGUUGGGUGUGAGUGACGAGAAGCCUGCGACUGGUCCUGGCUGUCUAGGGUAG
Molecule: messenger RNA, 1584 nt
Organism: Alternaria conjuncta
Lineage: Eukaryota; Fungi; Ascomycota; Dothideomycetes; Pleosporales; Pleosporaceae
Exons: 1
Coding region: 1-1584 (527 amino acids)
Source: RefSeq, a predicted model, not a curated record